GCCGGAGCGAGGAUGAGCCAUGUCCGCAUUUUGCCUCUUAAUCUCCCUUUCUAUGAUAUUUUGCCCGGAUUGUGGAUGUGAAUGGCAACCAUCCCUUGGCUUACAAGCAAAGAACUUUCCCGCUCAAAUGCUCUAUCCAGAACAAUGGGAUCUCUGCGAGCCCCGUACACAAUUGCGGAAGGUGGUUUCAAUGCCAGGACUCGUUGCUCUGAUCAUAUCUGCUAAGCUGGCGUCAUGCUUACAGGCAACGAUAUUCCAGCCAUUCUCAUCUCAAUUGAAACCGCCUCAGCAUUGAUGAACACAAGUUGUCGGUACCCACCUUCCUCAAUCAUAAUCAGGAUUUCUUUAUUGCAGUCGAGGCCUUCGAAUCAUUAAUUGCGCCCGACUACCUGCUCAUGUCGGACCUGUGGAU
Molecule: messenger RNA, 412 nt
Organism: Aaosphaeria arxii CBS 175.79
Lineage: Eukaryota; Fungi; Ascomycota; Dothideomycetes; Pleosporales
Exons: 1
Coding region: 20-295 (91 amino acids)
Source: RefSeq, a predicted model, not a curated record